Messenger RNA from Oreochromis aureus, 2933 nucleotides. RefSeq names its product gastrula zinc finger protein XlCGF26.1-like. Bases 892 to 2562 code for a protein of 556 amino acids. Lineage: Eukaryota; Metazoa; Chordata; Actinopteri; Cichliformes; Cichlidae. The record is from RefSeq and is a predicted model, not a curated record. The transcript has 3 exons.
AAAGAGUGUAACCGAAGGUGGUUAUAUAAAAUUCAAAGGGGGGGUGGGAGUGAGGAGAGCCACAAGAAGGAGUAGGCGAGAGGAGGUGGUGGUGUCACGACUGAGAUUUGGGCAUACGGGUUUGAAUUCCACACUGUUCUUGAUAGGGAAACAUGCCUCAGGGAAAUGUGAUUAUUGUGGAGCGGAUGAAACCUUGGAGCAUGUUAUUUUGCAGUGUCGGAAUUAUACGGUAGAGAGGAGACGGUUGGUCCGGAAUCUCAGUAGAAUUGCUAUGAAACUUGAUCUUGUAGGGUUGCUACAGAAGGAGUCGGGGGAUAAAUGUUAUCAGGCAUUGUUUCAGUUUUUGAGAGAAGGACGGUUGUUUUGGAGGAUAUGGAGUGGGGUUUUUUUUGUUUUUGUUUGUUUUGUUUUUUUAGCGUGAUUUCUGUCCACACUCCAUACCAGUGGCGGCGGUAAUGCACCAUGCAGUUGUUUGCCAACCGCCAAUAAUACGUAAAAGAAGAAGAAGAGUGUAACCACAGUCAUCAUACUUGUCAUUGGGGAGUUUUAGGUUUUUUUCAAGCCGGCUGAGGCAAAUAUCGUGUGGGCUGUGCUGAGCUUCCUUACUGCUGCCCCUCUGGUCUCCGGCAGAUUACGUUUCUGUUUCUCAUGCGUGAUUGGAAAGAGAUACGCUCUGGAUGACUGAGAACCUUCACAGAGAUAUACGCUCGUAGCUCGGACAGCUUGGUCUCUCUCCUAGUCCAUCAAAGCCGGCCUUCUCCGCUGGGGGAUCUUUAUUUCGGGUUAUUCUGAGAGGGGAUCCAGAGCGACUGGCAGGAGGCGAAGAGUCUGCUGGAGGAGCAGCUCAGCAGCUGUGGUAAGAAACAUCGGUUCUUCAUCAAAGGCGAAAGAAUGGAAAGCAUGUCGAAACCUCGGCCCAUUGAUGAUUGCAACAUAACCCAACCAAUUCAAGCAAGUAAAGAUGAACCUGUUGUGAUCCCUGUGGAGAAGACUUCUACCACUAUGAAGCAGGCCAGAAGACGACAGCGCAUUGACAGUGGGAACAGAAGCUUUACAUGCGAUCAGUGUGGAAAGGCUUUUACUCGUAAUAGCAGUUUAAAACAACAUCAGCUCAUCCACACUGGAUUAAAACCAUUCAGCUGUGAUCAGUGUGGAAAGGCUUUCACUCACAAUGCCAGCUUAAAAAUACAUCAACUCGUCCACACUGGAUUAAAAACAUUCAGCUGUGAUCAGUGUGGAAUGUCUUUUGCUGAGAAUAGCAAGUUAAAAAGACAUCAGCUUGUCCACACUGGCAUUAAACCAUUCAGCUGUGAUCAGUGUGGAAGGGCUUUCACUCAGAGUGGCAGUUUAAAAAAACAUCAGCUCGUCCACACUGGAUUUAAACCAUUCAGCUGUGAUCAGUGUGGAAUGUCUUUUUCUGACAAUGGCAACUUAAAAAGACAUCAACUCGUUCACACUGGCAUUAAACCAUUCAGUUGCGAUCAGUGUGGACAGGCUUUCACUCAUAAUAGCAAGUUAAAAAAACAUCAGCUCAUCCACACUGGAUUAAAAGCAUUCAGCUGUGAUCAGUGUGGAAUGUCUUUUACUCAAAAUGGCAAUUUAAAACAACAUCAGCUCGCUCACACUGGAUUUAAACCAUUCAGCUGUGAUCAAUGUGGCAGGGCUUUCACUCAGAGUGGCAGCUUAAAAAAACAUCAGCUCAUCCACACUGGAUUUAAACCAUUCAGCUGUGAUCAAUGUGGCAGGACUUUCACUCAAAGUGGCACCUUAAAAAAACAUCAGCUCAUCCACACUGGAUUUAAGCCAUUCAGCUGUGAUCAGUGUGGAAAGACUUUCACUGAGAAUGGUAACUUAAAACAACAUCAGCUCGCUCACACUGGAUUUAAACCAUUCAGCUGUGAUCAAUGUGGCAGGACUUUCACUCAGAGUGGCAGCUUAAAAAAACAUCAGCUCAUCCACACUGGAUUGAAAGCAUUUAGCUGUGAUCAGUGUGGAAAGACUUUCACUGAGAAUGGCAACUUAAAGAAACAUCAGCUCAUCCACACUGGAUUGAAACAGUUUAGCUACAAUCAGUGUGGAAAGUCUUUUUCUCAGAGUAAGAUCUUAAAAGAACAUCAGCUCAUCCAUGCUACAGAUAAACCAUUCACCUGUGAUCUGUGUGGAAAGUCUUUUAGUCGGAGUAAAAGCUUAAAGGAUCAUCUUCUCAUCCACACUGGAAUUAAAUCAUUUGUCUGUGGUCAGUGUGGAAAGGCUUUUACUCAGAGUAAAACUUUAAAAGAUCAUCAGCUCAUCCACACUGGAAUUAAACCAUUCAGCUGUGAUCAGUGUGGAAAAUCUUUUACUCGGCGUAGAAACUUAAAAGAGCAUCAUCUCCUCCACAUUGGAGUUAAACCAUUCACGUGUGAUCAGUGUGGAAAGUCUUUUACUCGACAUAGAAACUUAAAAGAACAUCAGGCCAUCCACACUGGCAUUAAACCAUUUGUCUGUUGUCAGUGUGGAAAGGGUUUUGGUCGCAUGGAUGCUUUAACAAAUCAUCAACUAAUCCACACUGCAGUUAAUUAAUUUUUAAGCAGUCAGUGCCAAAAGGCUGUUACUUCUAUGGACACAUUCAAAAAAAUUAGAUCGUUCACACUGCAAUUAUAGUGUGUGUUGAAUUAUGGUAAUUGUGAAAUUUGUGGAAAUUCUUUCAUUUAUAACAAAUAUUAUUGAGUCAUCAGAAAAUUCACACUAUAUGUCCUGCUAUGACAAAACUGGCAGACCAAUGUGACAUUACUCUGACAAAGUUCUUUUGGACAUCCUGGUCAAUCAUCUUAACCUCCUAAGACCCGAACUCUUCCUCGGCAUGCAUUUUUAAUUUCUCUUUGAUAUUUGGGCAUAUUGGGGCCCAAGAACGUCAAAACAAGGAAUUACCAGAUUUUUUUUUACCUUAUUUU